UGCUUAAGAAACCCUCCAGUUAUGGCGUAAAAUGACGUCAUCAUUUUGGAGUUGUACUGCAUGUUGGACACCCAGUAAUUUGAGAUUAAGAAAAGAAAAAGUACGAGGUAUCAAGAGUGGAAGAAUUAAUUUAAUGUCGUGGUCUGAAUAUUAAUAAUGGAGCGAAGGAGACGGAGUACAGAAUGUUGAACGCUGAAGAGAGACGCCACCAAAGACGGCACCGGCUGCUCUUUUCCCGCUCGUCACGCGCCUAAUGAAGGAGCUCGCGAGCAGCGCAGUUGCGCGCAGUGCUGACGGCCACCUGCAGCUGAGGGGGGAAAAAGGCGGAACGCGGCGAUGCUUUCAAAUUCCAGCCCCGUUGUGAGUCGCCCAAAGUACUCCAGAGUGUGUAAAACCCAAGCUCUACAUCUCUGUCAUUGAUGAUGUCAUUGAGAGUAUGCGGGAGGUCUUUCUGGAUGAAGGUGUGGAGGAGCGUGUGCUUGAGGAGCUCAGACAGCUGUGGGAGUCUAAGGUUAUGCAGUCAAAAGCUGUUGAAGGUUUCAUGAAAGACACCCUCAAUCCAUCCAACUUUGUUCUGCAGCUUCCUACAAACUAUGCGCAGACACUUCGUAAGCCCACAGCCUCAAUCGUCAUUCCUGCAGGUCAAAAUCUUCAUAACUUCACUGCCAAGGCGAACAGUUCUAGUACUCUGGCUACCUUUUCCCUUCCACCUGGAGUGAGCUACCCAGUUCAGAUUCCCGCUGGAGUCACGCUGCAGACAUCCUCGGGUCAUCUGUAUAAGGUCAAUGUUCCAGUGAUGGUGACUCAAGCACCAGGCAGCCAUCGCGUUCUCUCUCAGCCCAUUCAGCAUGUCCUUGAACAGAGAGAGCCUGUAGCACACCAAGAAACUACAACCAACUCCACUGUCCUGCAGACCAUUGCUCCUCCAGUAAAUGACCUGUAUAACCACCCACCAGCCCCGACUGGCCCUGUCAUUCAGCCCACUGAGCCUCAACCCGUUGCCUGUCAGCAGCUCGGUCAGGGGCAGUGCACCUCCACUGAGCUCCCUGCCGUGCAGCCUCCAGUGGUGCAGAAGCUAUUGCAUUCCCAGCUGCCCCCAGAGAGUCCUAGUGAUAGUCCCUUUACGCUGGAAGGCAUUGACUUCAGUCCCCAGCCACUAGAUAUGAGCCCAACUUCAUCUUUUGUUGGCCAGCUUACUGGUCUCCAAGAAAAAGCAGGACAGAUGCAGGUCUUGGGGUCAGAAUUUGGAGGCAGAGAAGAAGAGGAUAUGAAUAAUGCAGAAAUGGGUACUUUGCCUAAAGUGACUGAAAAUACUGGGGCUGUAAACCUAGAACACUCAGAAGAUUCUGUUAAGGCGGCCCUCAUGAAAGCCGUCAGCUACAAUGACCUAUUGGACAUAGUACAGCUGGAUGGAGUGUGUGACAGCAGUUCUGAGGAAGAGCAGGCUGCUGGUGGACCAGAAGAUGACUUUCUGGGCAUGAUCAAUGCAGAGGCACUGCGGGCACUGCAGGAGGGCGACGGCAGCAGUGAUGGAGGAAGCUCGAACAGCAAUAACAGUGAUGUGGAAGAUGUUAUGCCAGAAGAGGAGGAGGACCCCCUGAACUCUGGGGAUGAUGUGAGCGAGCAGGACAUCCCGGACCUCUUUGAGACGGACAACGUUGUGGUGUGUCAGUAUGAUAAGAUACACCGCAGUAAGAACAGGUGGAAGUUCUAUCUGAAGGAUGGGGUGAUGUGUUUUGGGGGGAAGGACUAUGUCUUCUCCAAAGCAGUUGGUGAGGCUGAGUGGUAAAGUGUUUUUUGAGGUGAUGCUGGAGGGGGGGGUUUCAGCUGACAUUCCAUGCAAAAGAUACAGGGCAUUUGAUAGUUUACAUAACUCCUGUAUCCCCUUGAUUACAGAGGCCAAAUAUAAGCAGUCAGUUUAAGAACUGUAAAAUUUAUAGGGUUAUAUGUUAUGUUUAGUUGAGCAUAUAAAAGGCACAUAUGUGCCAGUAAAUACAUCUGUUGAAAUUUGUCUGCACUUUAUACGAUUUACUUAUU
Messenger RNA from Scleropages formosus (Asian bonytongue), 2037 nucleotides. RefSeq names its product general transcription factor IIA, 1-like (gene gtf2a1l). Gene Ontology annotation, cellular component: transcription factor TFIIA complex. Gene Ontology annotation, biological process: transcription initiation at RNA polymerase II promoter; transcription by RNA polymerase II. Lineage: Eukaryota; Metazoa; Chordata; Actinopteri; Osteoglossiformes; Osteoglossidae. The coding region runs from base 437 to 1789 and encodes 450 amino acids. The transcript has 9 exons. The record is from RefSeq and is a predicted model, not a curated record.